AUGGCUGCUCCUGCCUCUGCUGACCGUCUCGCUUUGCCAACGGGGCUUCAUCCCGGGGGCAUUCCGGAUGUCGGCGCCGAUUCUGGUGUCGGUGGAGGAGCAUGGAAGGGCAGAGCUGGUGCCAAAAUGUCUGGCGAUCGGUCGUCCGUCUGGGCGAGCUGGCCUCGUCGUCUCGCCUCGUCCUUUCACCGCCAGCAGGACAAGGAUGGCAGCUCCUGGUGGAAGAUCCAUCUCUUCCGUGGCAUGGCCAACGAUGUCCGUCGGCGAGCACCGUACUAUGUCAGCGACUGGCUAGAUGCGUGGGACUACCGCGUGGUGCCGGCCACGGUGUACAUGUACUUUGCCAACAUCCUGCCGGCCCUCGCCUUUUCGCUCGACAUGUUCACCAAGACAGGCAAGCACUACGGCGUCAACGAGGUGCUGCUGGCAUCAGUGCUCGGUGCCGUUGUCUUUUCCGUCUUGGCCUGUCAGCCGUUGGUCAUUGUAGGUGUGACGGGGCCUAUAACCGUCUUUAACUACACCGUCUAUGAUAUCGUCCACCCCCGAGGUACAAACUAUCUGGCUUUCAUGUGUUGGGUCGGUCUCUGGUCGCUGGUGCUCCACUGGAUUCUGGCGGCCACCAAUGCCUGCAACGGCCUGCGAUAUGUCACGCGCUUCCCAUGCGACAUCUUUGGCUUCUACGUUGCCUUUAUCUACCUGCAGAAGGGCAUCCAGGUGCUGUCGCGGCUCGGAAGCGAAGAGCCCUUUUACUUGUCCAUAUUCAUCGGCCUGGCCGUCUUCGUGGUCGCCUAUCUCUGCGGUGAGAUGGGCCGCGGUAGCCUCUUGACUCAUAAGAUCCGCGUCUUCCUCAAGGACUACGGCACACCGCUGACGGUCGUCUUCUUCUCUGGCUUCGUACAUAUCGGCCGCAUGCGCUCUGUCUCGCUCGAGGUCCUGCCCACUGGCAUUGCCUUUGAGCCCACGGCGAUCGGACGCAGUUGGCUUGUCAACUUCUGGCAUCUCUCUGUCGGAGACGUCUUCUUGGCUCUCCCCUUUGCCGUCCUGUUGACCGUCCUGUUCUAUUUUGAUCACAAUGUCUCCUCGCUCAUCGCCCAGGGAACCGAAUUCCCGCUCAAGAAGCCUGCCGGCUUCCACUGGGACCUCUUCCUCCUGGGCCUGACAACGGGCGUGGCUGGCCUGCUUGGUCUCCCGUUUCCAAAUGGUCUCAUCCCUCAGGCGCCUUUCCACACCGAGUCGCUGUGCCGGGUGUCCAACCUGGCGCAAGGCCUGCUGACGGCCGGCACGAUGACGGGUCCGCUGCUGGUGGUGCUGCAUCUGAUCCCACAGGCGGUCCUGGCCGGCCUCUUCUUUGUCAUGGGCGUGCAGGCGCUCGAGGGCAAUGGCAUCACGGCUAAGCUGCUGUUUCUGGUGCGAGACGCCUCGCUGACGCCGCGCAGUCACCCGCUCCGGCAGCUGUCGCGACGCGCUGCCGUCUGGGCCUUUGUGGCCAUUGAGCUGGUCGGCUUCGGCGCUACGUUUGCCAUCACGCAGACCAUUGCCGCCGUCGGCUUCCCGGUCAUCAUUCUGCUGCUGAUACCCGUGCGCGCCUGUCUGCUACCGCACGUCUUUACGGCAGAGGAGCUGACCGUGCUAGACGGACCCACGGCAAGCCCGUUUACCAUGGAGAGCGUCUGUGGCACGCUCGCUACGCGCGAUGGGGGUGCCGACAGCUCGGACAGCUCGGACAGCUCGGACAGCCCGGCUAGAGAGGACGGUGUCCUCGUAGGGAACCCGACCAGCGGUGAGGCCACGGCAAUGGCCAGCAUCGCUCCGUCUGUUGGCCGCAGCGACGAAGACCUCGCAGAACUGGGCGAGAACAAGAACGUGGCCAACAUAGAAAUGCAGGCGCUGCCACGGAUGGGAAUCCAUAAUCGGCGUGGCCAGACGGGCGGUGGCAGCAGCAGUACACCUAAAGUAUAG
Molecule: messenger RNA, 1959 nt
Organism: Grosmannia clavigera kw1407
Lineage: Eukaryota; Fungi; Ascomycota; Sordariomycetes; Ophiostomatales; Ophiostomataceae
Product: anion exchange family protein
Exons: 4
Coding region: 1-1959 (652 amino acids)
Biological process (GO): monoatomic anion transport; monoatomic ion homeostasis; borate transport
Cellular component (GO): fungal-type vacuole; plasma membrane
Molecular function (GO): borate efflux transmembrane transporter activity; solute:inorganic anion antiporter activity
Source: RefSeq, a predicted model, not a curated record